CAAGUAGAACACACCGGCAUAGACUUUCACAAGUCAUAGAAAAUACUGCCACAGAGAGGUCACUCUUCCAAGGAUACAUUUACAGGCAAGCAGCUUUUGAACAUGAAUGGUCCAGGGAUGAACCGGGACGGGCCACCCUUCCACCACAUGCUCCGCGCCUCAGGCCAGAGUGAGGUUUGGCAUGACAUGUUUCAAGACGCCAAGCUGAGGCAGUUCGGAUGGCGCUGCACCACCAGUGAAAGUGCCUACCACACAGGCACCUUGAUUGGCAACUGGUGUGAGAAGCGAUUUGAUACUGGUUACACUUCAAAAAGACGCCAGCCACUAUCUCAGGUUUCUGACUACUAUGAAACAACAUAUAGCACCGGCUUCAACAAAGACGAAAAGGCCAUUCGGAUGGUCCAGCAGCGCGAGCCAAGGAGCUUCCCCGGCCACCAGCCCGAGCUGAAUCCCCCACACAUGAACGCUAUCCCCAAGUCCUGCUACGGACAGGACUUCACCGCUGAGCGGAGGGAGUGCAACACAUGUGCUGGAGAAUCCUGUGAUGAACCCUCAUCAUCUCGCCAAGAGAACAUCACAGCAACCCACGAUGAUCAGUAGCCUACAAUUCAAUCAGUAUAGAUCAAGAAUCAUUCAUUUGCGUAAAUAUUUACGAAGUCAAUUUUUCCCUUUUAUUCUCUAUUUUUCAAAUGCUCAAAUUAAAAGCUGUAAGCAUUA
Messenger RNA from Engraulis encrasicolus (European anchovy), 717 nucleotides. It is a transcript of the gene cfap68, whose product is annotated as cilia and flagella associated protein 68. The transcript is spliced from 4 exons. Gene Ontology annotation, cellular component: nucleus. NCBI's taxonomy places the organism in Eukaryota, Metazoa, Chordata, Actinopteri, Clupeiformes, Engraulidae. The coding region runs from base 103 to 600 and encodes 165 amino acids. The record is from RefSeq and is a predicted model, not a curated record.